Molecule: messenger RNA, 1503 nt
Organism: Gloeophyllum trabeum ATCC 11539
Lineage: Eukaryota; Fungi; Basidiomycota; Agaricomycetes; Gloeophyllales; Gloeophyllaceae
Exons: 7
Biological process (GO): fermentation
Cellular component (GO): membrane
Source: RefSeq, a predicted model, not a curated record
AUGGUCCGAAAAGCCAUUGCCUGGUUCAAGAGCCAGCUACCGAGACUCGAUCCAACGGACCUGCUACCGUUAGGUAUUGAAGUAAAUAAAGCAGCCGUAAUCUGUGGGAACGCUUCCACACCCAACCUCUUGAUAUUGGAAUUCAAGGAAGCUGAGGGUACUUUCGGGAUUGUCCCGUCCAAGUCUAAGUUCGAUAUUCAUAAGCAACUUCUGAACAUCAAGUUCAAGAACGUGUCUUCACAUUAUGUGGACAACACUAGCUUCCAGUCUCCUAUGGCUGAAUUUGGACAGAAGGUAGAUGAGAAGGUCAAGAACUCCAAUCUGCGCCCAUACCUAUCCUAUCACGCCUUCUCCAAACUAUGGCGUCGUCUGAAACUAUCGCGGCUGGUGAAGUCUGAACCCAGUAAAUGGAUUCAGGCUCAUGGCGUCGGUAUACGUGCGUGGUGGAGGACCAACAAGGGCGGCGAGAUUAUCAGCCCCGUAGGGCCCGAAGCCUUGAAACUUGAGUACGCGGCGGAACGUCAUGUCCUCGAGGCUCCCGAGCUGGAGCUCCUUUAUUACGCUGACGUGGUUGGUACCGUCCCACCGCUAGAGGCUCAGAUCAGAACUGGGUCUGCGGACUUCGAGAUCGGAAAUGGUGAUCUAGCUCCGGAAUGGGGCGCUGAGAUUAUUGUUCAUGGCGGCUUUGUGCGCUACGGCCCGUGGGCAGAUCGUCAAAGGACGGAAUUACAACGUGUUUUCUUUCCUCCGUCGUAUCACGACAUGCAGCCCACCGCCUUUCUUCGGCCUGGCGACAAGCGGAUGUGGACAACGCUCAAGGUCUUUGUGGAGCUUCGAGGCGGCACUACCCUCCACAUACCGUUUCGCGAGGCAUCCAAGAAUUGGAUGUGGGAUGGCUUGGUGGACGUUCCUCGGCCGAAAACACGAGAAGCUGCCCAUAUUCAUAUUAAGGCCGGGGAUGGCUCUACAAUCAGUUACACGGUGCCCAUGGUAAUUAGCCCCGGCGGAUACGAGGGGCAGUUGGAGGUUCAUCUAGAUGAUGUCGGAGUUACGUCCACGCUCAACGAUAUCCGGCUGCUGAAGGCUGAAUCCUGCCGGGUUCGAUGCGAAAUGCCUACACCAUUAGCAUGGAACGCAGAGCGGCUAUGGUCCUUCUCGAUUUCUUUGCGCCAGCCUGUCUUUUACCUCAUACGCGAUCAUAUCAAUAUGUUCACUGACUUGGCCAAAGAUUGGACUUCCGGCCCUCCGGGUGACUACUACCGGUUCGUGCCCAUGCGCUAUGCUGCCAAGGUCGACUUCCACAAAUAUGAGAUAAACACCUACGUCAAUGACCACAACAUCAUCGACAAGCCAUUGCUCAAGGAUGAGAAUGCCCUGAUGACCUUCAAAGGCACCAGUUUCAGGACCAAGAUUGACAUUGAUUCCAGCAAAUUCCGCCCCAUAUGCACCGACGUGCCAUUUUGGAUAGAAACUCCUGACGUCACGGUAGAUCUCACAUUACCC